GGUGUUGUAUUGGUCAGUUGUUCAGAGAACCUGUUUAGAUGAAAAUAAACUUGGCUUGCUGUUAAGAGAAGCAGAAGUCAGUCAGAUUUUGAUUUAGACACCUAACUAAAUCAAGAAAUCCAAAGUAAGAGGUUCUUUCCAAGACCAAGGCUGGAAGAAGGAGCUACCAUGUCGUCUCCGAGAUCUACCAGAGUAGAACUGCAGCAAAAAUGCAUCGAAAACUGCUCCGAACGAUGCGAUAAAAGCAUUUUCACCAACUACAUUGCCAAGAGGUUCCCGAUAAGUACAUGGCUGCCGAAAUAUAAUUUCACUGCCUUACAAUUUGACAUAAUAGCAGGACUUACCGUAGGACUAAUGGUAGUACCACAGGGCCUAGCGUACGCUCUGGUGGCUGGAUUACCUCCACAAUAUGGCCUUUACUCAGCCUUUAUGGGUUGCUUCGUAUAUUGUAUUUUUGGAACAAGCAAAGACAUUACCCUUGGGCCCACUGCUAUCAUGUCUCUAAUAGUCUCAGCCUAUGGAAGACCGGAUAUUCCCGCUUUCGUAAUAGUACUGACGUUAUUCAGUGGCCUGAUUCAACUGGCAAUGGGAAUUCUGAAGAUUGGAUUUUUGGUGAAUUUCAUCUCUAUCCCAGUAGUGAGCGGUUUCACUUCGUCGGCAGCAAUCAUCAUUGCAAUCGGGCAAAUCAAAGACUUACUAGGACUCAGAGACGUACCUAGACCUUUUAUCAAGCGAGUCUACUACACGUUCAGGCACCUCGGAGACACCAAAACAGGAGAUUUAAUUCUCGGUCUCAUAUGUAUUGUGGUGCUUCUCUCGCUAAGAAAGGUCGGACGAUCGAAAUGGGUAAAGGAAGGCCAUCAGGAAAACCACAAGGGUUUGCGGUUGGCGAAAAAACUUGUGUGGAUCGUUUCGAUCGCUCGCAAUGCACUGAUAAUCUUACUUGCUUCCUUCGUGGCGGUAAUUUUUCUUCAGCAUGGCUUUCAUGAUGCAUUUUCUCUCACCGAUCACUUGGAGCCGGGAUUUCCUCCUUUUCAGGCACCUUCUUUGACCAUUACUGUCGGAAACCAGACCCUAUCAACCUUGGAAGUCCUCAAACAAGUUGGACCGGGAUUGGCCAUCGUCCCUCUCAUCGGCUUCCUAGAAAGCAUAGCCAUUGCCAAAGCCUUUGCCCGCAAGAACAAAUACAAAGUUGACGCAAGUCAGGAACUUAUCGCACUUGGUCUUGCCAACUGCUUCAGUUCCUUUGUCUCAUCAUACCCAGUCACGGGCAGCUUCUCCAGAACCGCAGUGAACGCGCAAAGUGGUGUCACCACCCCUGCUGGAGGUAUUUUCACUGGAGCUAUCGUACUGCUUGCACUAGGUGUUCUAACGCCAUUUUUCAAGUACAUCCCCAAAGCAUCGCUGGCCGCACUCAUUAUCUCCUCUGUGCUGACCAUGAUCGAGUACCACAUCGUACCUAAGAUCUGGAAAGCCAGGAAGAUUGACUUGCUCCCUUUCUUUAUCACUUUCUUUGGCUGCUUCUACGAGAUUGAGCUUGGUAUCCUCCUUGGCAUCGGUGUUUCACUUAUGAUAUUCCUCUACCCCGUGGUAUGGCCAAAGCUGAUCAAAGCUGACUGCGAUUACACCGUCAUCAAAGUCAACGGCGAUUUAAUCUAUGCAGGUAUGGAGCACGUGACCUCUGAAAUUCAGGAGAUGAGUUACUCAGACCCUCCCCCACGGGGAGUUGUCAUUGAUUUGAGCGUGGUUACCCAAAUAGACUUUACAGUUACCCAGAGUUUACUAAUGGUCCUUGAAGACUUGGAGAGUCGGAAAAUUUCAGUGUUUUUCUCCGGCGUUCAAAAUCACAUUCGUGAUAUCAUGGUCGACUCAGGAAUUGAACUUAGCAUAAUUAACCCGACCCCUGAUGCCAUGGCCAGAGUUGUUAACGCUGAGGCUGCACCCUUCUUACCUCAAGCGGAAAUCACUAUUAAUGACUCAGAAUAGGGUGGUAUAUAUUGCAUUGACAACUAAAAUAAAUUUAAUAGGUGACUUGUGUGACAAAGUAACGUAACAGUUUUCCUUACGUGACUGAGUAACCGGGAGAAAAUUUUUAAACAAGAUACUUUUACACAAAUAUCAAGUCAAUGUAACUUGGAAUUAUGGGACAAAAAUCAAUCCCAUAGUCCAUUGCGAUUUGAAUUAGUUACCAGUCUCCCAUGGCGAGUUUUAGGAUUGCCGCGCUUUUUACGGGAAUUUGUCAUGUGACCUGUAAAUGCAAGAAACCUAUAAUUAACAUUUAUAGAAUUUCACCAUUUACCACACCCAUAGAAAAAAUUAAAAGUUAAAAAUAUUUUAUAUGUUAAAUUGAAAGAAAUGUCUGAAUUAUUUUUUUAGAGUUUGGAUUUCGGUUCACGUUCUGAAAAUUGCCAACAAAGCAUUAAAAUCGAGUGAAAUAAUACGAUAAAUUUGUGAAGACUGAAUUUGUUUAUCUUAAGAAAAAAGUAGUUUCAUUAGGAAAAGAGUAUUUUAAAAAAAAGUCACUUGUAUUUUAUCAACGGAGUUAAAUAUCAAUCAUUUCAGUAUCACGUCUUCACAAAAUGUCAUAAUACCAUGCUUAAUGUUGUAAAACUAAAAAAUCUGUAUAAAGAAUUUUAUAUCUUGCAUGGAAGGAAAAAUAUCCAAUUACAAAUUAUUUGAGAUCAUUUAUUAUCAUUAACUAUUAGAAAUAUUAAAACUGAAAGGAAUGUUUGUACAAACUGGUAUCUAGAUUAUUAUUAUUGAAUUUUGAAUGACAUUCAAUUUACUCACAGAUUUAGUUAUUUACAGUUUUCAUCUUGAUAUAUAUGCACUAUAAUCGUAGGUGACAUCUCUAGACAUCCUUAAGUUUUCUUGAAAAUACAAAAUAGGACAAUCUAUUAUAAUAUUAAUUGGAACGUCUGUCGGUCGAUGGGCUGGGCGAAAAACUUUUCGCCUGCCACAUUCAACCUAACAACUCUUAAUUUUUCUGCACUUUUGAAAAUUCCAAUUGUUUGGUUCUUAUUUGUCUUAUUUUAUAUUUUCCAUAAUUAUUGCAUGAAAUUAUUUAAAAUAAUCUUUCAACAGUUGGUUGUCAUUAUUUACUUUUGUUCAAGAUAGUUAAAUUCGUCGUAAUCGAUAACUAAUCGUAUAUUUUGUACAGUCGAUACAGCGUCGUAAGUAUUAAAGCUGUUAUUUACUCCAAUAUUAAUUUCAGCAUCAUAUAAAUCGAUAGACUAUCGUAGAUUCAGGUUAUAGAAAAUAUUCAUAAUUACGUCUAUUGCCAAAGCAAGCCACUAUUUUACGAAGAAGAAUCACAAAAAAAAUACGAAGAAAAAUCACAACAUUUCGUAGAAAAUGAAAAUAUCGAUCUUACCCUCUCAACGAAACAACAAAAUUUUUAAAAUUAUGUAAAGCUGACGAGAUUUUUAUCAUAGAUUAUUAAUAGUUUGUUUACAUCUAACGUCAUAUUUCAAGAUGGCGUCUAUAAUUUUCCCUGAAACAGUCCCAGAAUGCACUGCAAGGCUUGUGAGAUUAACCUGUCAAAAUCUUUUUUCUAAAUAAAAAUAAUCCAUUUAAUAUAGUAUAUCACUGGCAAUCGAUGAAUUAUCCUAUAUCAAUCAGUUAUCAGUCGUGAGAUAUUCGUAUGUAAAAUACUCUAUUAAAUGUUAGAAGUAUCCCACAGACGACUCUAUUCAAUAAGACACUUGCAUUAUAGCGUCAUUGACUACAACUACCAGAAUCCCUUGCACACUUUCUUUUGUUCAGUUAAUUAAUAAGUACCAAUUGUCUUAAAAUUCUCAUGGGGCAAUACAGAUUUGAGUAAGAAAGAAAUUUAGGGAAACAUUUAGGUUUUCGUAGUCAAAUAACACUACAAUGCAAACGUCUUAUUUGUCGUCUACAUUUUGCAUAGCACUCCUCCUUAGUAAUUUUGUAGCAUUGUAGCAUAGCCAUAAAUUUUUAUAGACAAUAAAGAUUAUUUUCAAUAUAUA
Actinia tenebrosa (Australian red waratah sea anemone) is the source of this 3989-nucleotide messenger RNA. RefSeq names its product sodium-independent sulfate anion transporter. Lineage: Eukaryota; Metazoa; Cnidaria; Anthozoa; Actiniaria; Actiniidae. Gene Ontology annotation, biological process: sulfate transmembrane transport. Gene Ontology annotation, molecular function: secondary active sulfate transmembrane transporter activity. Gene Ontology annotation, cellular component: membrane. The record is from RefSeq and is a predicted model, not a curated record.